Colletotrichum costaricense is the source of this 978-nucleotide messenger RNA. RefSeq lists its product as uncharacterized. The transcript has a single exon. Gene Ontology annotation, molecular function: 5'-tyrosyl-DNA phosphodiesterase activity; single-stranded DNA binding. NCBI's taxonomy places the organism in Eukaryota, Fungi, Ascomycota, Sordariomycetes, Glomerellales, Glomerellaceae. Bases 1 to 978 code for a protein of 325 amino acids. The record is from RefSeq and is a predicted model, not a curated record. Gene Ontology annotation, cellular component: cytoplasm; PML body. Gene Ontology annotation, biological process: double-strand break repair.
AUGUCGUGGUCCUCUACGCAGCAAGAGGCCGAGGGAGUAGCCCCGAUCGCGCAGUCAUGGCAUCAAUUCGAGCCAACGAUCAACACUUGGGAGAUAGUCGAGACCCACGACGUCAACAAUCCUCCCCCAUCCGCACCUCAAGAUACUACCGAAAUAAGCCCUCAUUUUGUUCUCGCCACGUGGAACGUGGAGGCAUUUGAUCAGGAGCCUGCCCGCCGCAUCACCGCAAUUCUCGACCAUCUUCUGAACCACUCGCCCUCACCCGAUAUAAUCUUCUUCCAAGAAGUGUCGACAACGAUGCUUAGUGCGUUGCUGAACAACAGCAUAGUUCGCGACAAUUGGUAUUCCAGCGAAAAAGACUCACGAAACUGGAUAGGCGCUCCUCUCACCGCUUUCGCUACAAUGACUCUCCUAUCCAAGGCCAAAUUUGGUCACAUCGGCAGGGCAGCUCUGGCGGGUCUAGGACGGGUCUCGCGAAUCAAGUAUCGAUCUUUCUACAGACGGGACGCACUGUGCAGUGAGGUGUUUGUACCAUCGCGGCAGCCGGGGGCUCAGAUGACUGCGUACAAGCGGCUCCAACUUGUCAACGUGCAUUUGGACUCCCUAUCAAACGGGGCGGCAUGUCGCCCAGCGCAACUGCAGUGUGUUGGAUCACUUCUACACGACGUUGGCCAUGGGCUGGUAGCGGGAGACUUCAAUCCUGUGACUCCACAUAUCGAUGCAAGCCUGGUGGAAGACAAUGGCCUCCUCGACGCGUGGAAGGAGUUGAGAGGCGAGGAGACUGGAUACACGUGGGGAGUUAAUGGUACCGAAAGAUUCCCCGCGAACCGGAUGGACAAGGUUGCAAUGGUGGAGCUCAGACCACUGCAUAUUGAAGUUUUGCACCCGAUGCAGGUACUUCUACCUGGUGAAGAUGGCUCUGUUCCAUGGAGCGACCACUCCGGACUUAAGUGUACUUUCACGCUUGCCUCACCUUGA